AUGCUCCUCAAACUUGUUGUAUACCUACUGAUAUCAACAUGUACAUCCCAGUUGUUACCACGCUUCGAGGUGAGCGACCAGGAGCUGAAGGCGGUCGUAAAUAAGAUGAGAGAAGUCGAUGAGAAUAAGGCCAGGGGCAAUCAGAUACGACUCAACUACCAAGGACAUACGGGAUCAGCUGAUGUGUCUGAUCGAGCUGAUAAAAAGUGAGUAUUUGUCAUUGUAAUAUACAAUUUUAACAAAGAUGCUUUCUGAAAUCAACAAUUAUCUUCACCUUAUCAACAUCAAUAUAAUUUCAGAUUAUUUGAGCAAAUCGACUCGUCGUUACUCAGAAAACCAACAUACGAAGCUCUUAUUGAUCUGUUGGACAACUACAACAUGGACACGGGUGUAGCUGAACGAGAAUCUACUCAGGUACUGUAACAUUACAUAGUAAAUAGCUUUUACAGGCGAAUGCAGAAAUCGACAACUUCUUGGACUUGAUAUUGGCUACUCCAGUCUGGAGCACCUUGGGGCCGUUUCUGAAAAGCAAAGGUAAGACAAUUGAUUUCGGAUAUUAUUUAACUUCAUUUCACGGUUACUGUAUGUUCAUUACGUCAACAAUCUACAAGUAUACCUUCUUUUAGGCCACCCGUUUGCCAUAGACAAAGCCACGAUGAGAAAGUGGCUGAAGCAGCUCUGGUUCGACAAUUACUCUAGAGCCAGAGGGCAACCUGACACGUCUGGCUUCGAGCACGUCUUCGUAGGCGAGGCCAAGAACGGUGAGAUCUCGGGAAUGCACAACUGGAUCAGGUUCUACACUUUGGAAAGAAACGCUUCGGCCGGCUUCGACUAUCGUGGAUUCCUGGUGAAGCGAGGGGUACUGUAACCAUUUUUAGAUUUUUUUGAGUUUGGUCAGAAAGUGCAUAGAACUGUCUGACCAACCUUAUCAAUAGCUGUAUUAGUAAACGUUGGUGAUUUCAGAAUGUAAUGGCAGCUGUCAAGUUCCAUUGGAACAAGUUGGUUAAGCGGGCUGGUUCUCUUCUCAUUGGUACUAGUCCAGAGUUUGACUUUGGAUUGUAUACUCUGUGUUUCUUAAGCAGAAGAUCUAGCAGGACUUGUGACGUAAGUUAAGUUUUCAACUUAGCAUAACAAGUGAGUAUCCAAAUAACUAUGUUAAUAUUUGCAGGUAGAGCUAGAUGGAUGUCCCAUGAGUGUAACCAGCUACGAUAUAGUGCAGAAUCGCAAAGUAUUCAUCGGCUCCAUCUUCCCGAGCGCUGGGCGGAUGACAGAUCAAUGUAGGCAACGGAAUCGAGCAUAG
Molecule: messenger RNA, 1300 nt
Organism: Bursaphelenchus okinawaensis
Lineage: Eukaryota; Metazoa; Nematoda; Chromadorea; Rhabditida; Aphelenchoididae
Source: the annotation of a GenBank genome assembly